AGUGACGCCUAGUUGAUCCUGGAUAGAAAUGAAUGUGCUCAACAAAACUCAAACACCGAAAUCCCAUAAAGAUGGCAACAGUCAUUUACAACCAAAAAAGUAUACAAAAAAGGAAUUGGGAGAUCUGCACAAUGAAAUGGAGACUCGUAAUCACAUUAUUCCGAUUAAACGACUCUGCGAAAGACUCAAUACCCACGUGGACAAGGGUAUCACAAAUGAGGAAGCGAAAAAAAUCCUCGAGUCGAAAGGAUUUAAUAGUCUGACGCCACCCGCGAAAACGCCCGAGUACGUCAAAUUAUUCAUGUGCAUGUUCUCUGGCUUUGCUGCUCUACUCUGGUGUUGUGGAAUACUUUGUUUUUUAAUUUACCUAAUAGAAUAUUUCUACGAACAAACGGGCGACGGUAUCGAGUGGUUUGGCAUCAUUAUAAUAAUCAUUUGCAUGUUUUCCGGUAUUUUCGCUUACAUACAGGAGACCAAGAAUGCUAAAAUCAUGGAAUCGUUUACGCGGAUGGUGCCGCUUAUAGCUGUAGUAAUAAGGGGAGGGAAUAGGAUGCAAAUACCAGUUCAAAAUCUGGUGGUAGGCGACCUCAUCGAAAUAAAAAUGGGCGACAGGAUUCCGGCCGAUACAAGGAUCAUACAAUGUCAUGGUCUAGGAGUGGAAAAUUCCAGUAUAACAGGUGAGAGCGAACCACUAAUUUGCACGACCUAUCCGACCGAUGACAAUCUGCUCGAGUCCAGAAAUGUCGUCUUUUUCUCUUGCUAUGCCGUGGCAGGUCAAGGCAAAGGCAUAGUGAUUGCCACUGGCAAUAAUACGUUUAUCGGCCGUAUGGCCAGCUUGACCAGCAACAUGCCUAAAACCGAGACUCCCAUAGCUAAAGAAAUCCAUCAGUUCGUCAAUAUAUUAAUAAUCAUCGCCAUUGCCUGCGGAGUGUUCUUCUUUUUCAUGUCGCUGUUAAUCGAUGGCGACGUCGUAAGAGCCUUCACAUACUUCCUCGGCAUCAUCAUUGCCAAUGUGCCCGAAGUAUUGCUCAUUACCGUAACCACGAGUCUUACCAUCACUGCUAAGAAGAUGGCUUCGAAGAACUGUUUAGUGAAGAACCUCGAGUCCGUGGAAACACUGGGUUCCACCUCCAUUAUAUGCUCGGAUAAAACCGGGACCUUGACGCAGAAUAAGAUGACGGUGUCCAAUGUUUGGUUCGAUAAUACGCGUUACAAUGUACCGUUUGAUGCAUCGAUGGGCGUGGAGAGGGACAUCCUAAUGGAAAAGCCCGCCUUCAAUAUAUUCGUGAAAAAUGCCACGCUAUGUUUAAGAGCAGAAUUUAUGGAUAACUCAGAGUGUCAUUCUCAAUAUACUAUGAUUGAAGAUCGCAAGGUGUUUGGAGAUGCGUCGGAAACAGGUAUCCUCAAGUUCUGUGAGCACAUACAUCCGACGAAAAGCUUCAGAGAAGAGCAUCCCAAAGUUGCCGAGGUCCCCUUCAGUUCGGUGACUAAAUACCAAUUAUCUAUACAUAAAGAUAUGAAUGGUAUCCUUGUGAUAAUCAAAGGCGCUCCAGAAGUUAUAAUAGAUUUCUGCUCAAGGAUUCUGUCGAUCGAUGGCACAACAAGGCAGAUGACCAAGACAGAUUAUGAAUUAUCCAAGCAGGCCUGUACAGAAUUAGCUUUCAUGGGUCAAAGAGUCUUGGCCUACUGUGACUACGAGCUAUCAGCUUCAGAGUAUCCUUUAAAUUACGAAUUCAACACGAGUGAUCCAGAAAACUACAAUUUUCCGACGAAGGACUACAGAUUCGUGGGCUUUGUGAGCUUGUUGGAUCCUCCGAGACCAUUCGUUAACGAAGCCGUGUACAAAUGCCGCACAGCCGGCAUAAAAGUGAUAAUGGUGACGGGCGAUCAUCCAGUGACGGCCAUUGCAAUCGCCAGAAAAGUGGGAAUAAUCAGCGAAGGCAACGAGACCAGAUACGAGCAACUAAUGGACAUUGAUAGAAAUUACACGUCCAUGAACCAAAAUGAAGCCGUAGUGAUUACUGGAAAUGAAUUGCGCACAAUGAGCUCGAAUGAUUUGGACUAUGUCAUCAAAGUUCACGAGGAGAUUGUGUUCGCUCGAACCUCGCCGCAACAGAAAUUACUUAUCGUCGAAAGCUGCCAGAGACUAGGAGAGAUCGUUGCUGUUACGGGUGACGGAGUAAACGACUCUCCAGCCCUUAGGAAAGCCGACAUUGGAGUUGCAAUGGGCAUAACCGGCUCGGAUGUAGCGAAAAACGCCGCGGACAUGAUACUCCUCGAUGAUAAUUUCGCUUCAAUAGUGACGGGAGUGGAAGAAGGUAGACUGAUAUUCGACAACCUGAAGAAAUCCAUAGCUUACACGUUAACGUCCAGCGUUCCCGAAAUGUUGCCCAUGUUAACGAGCAUAUUAUUCUCAAUACCGUUGCCAUUUGUAAUCGAGCUCGUUUUGUGCGUUGACGUUGGCACGGAUCUAUUGCCGGCAAUAGCACUGGCCUACGAAAAAGCGGAAUCCGAUAUAAUGAGCCGAGCGCCCAGGAAUCCUCAAUAUGACAAGCUCGUUAAUAAAAGACUGAUAUCCAUGACGUACGGGCAAAUCGGCAUGACCCAAGCCAUGGCUGGCUUUUGUACUUAUUUCUGCAUCCUAAUGUUUCAUGGCUUCAUGCCGAAGGAUCUGUUUGGUACGCGGAAUGUAUGGGAGAACCAAGCGAUCGACGAUUUUAGAGACUCUUACGGGCAAACUUGGGAUUAUCAGAGCCGAAUGAACUUACUCAACGAGGCGAGAACUGGGUAUUUUUUGUCAAUUGUUAUUACCCAGAUGGUAGACUUAUUGAUGUGUAAGACGAGAAGGAAUUCGAUUUUUCAGCAGGGAAUGGGAAACUGGGUCUUAAAUUUUGCGUUCAUCUUCGAAAUCAUAUUGACUGGCAUUUUAUUGUAUACGCCAGGGACGGAGAAGGUUUUAAAGACAAUGCCUCUGGAUUUAUUUUGGUACUGGCCCUGUCUGCCUCUCGGAUGCUUUUUGUGGAUAUAUGAUGAAAUGAGGAGAUGGUGGAUAAGAGAGCAUCCCGGAGGUUUUCUAGAAAAGGAAACGUAUUAUUAAAACUUUGUUUUAGCAUUAGAUUACGAGGCUUAAUGCGAAUACGUGGGCAACAAACUGGCUUGUG
This is a messenger RNA of Ceratosolen solmsi marchali, 3161 nucleotides long. RefSeq names its product sodium/potassium-transporting ATPase subunit alpha. Gene Ontology annotation, biological process: sodium ion export across plasma membrane; proton transmembrane transport; potassium ion import across plasma membrane. NCBI's taxonomy places the organism in Eukaryota, Metazoa, Arthropoda, Insecta, Hymenoptera, Agaonidae. Gene Ontology annotation, molecular function: ATP hydrolysis activity; ATP binding; P-type sodium:potassium-exchanging transporter activity. Bases 29 to 3097 code for a protein of 1022 amino acids. The transcript has 5 exons. The record is from RefSeq and is a predicted model, not a curated record. Gene Ontology annotation, cellular component: plasma membrane.